AAAGAUAGAUAUAUAGAUUCAAUUUACAAUACUAUUCAUGACAAUUAUGUUCACAUUUGAAUAUAAAUUUACUGAUUAUAAUAUAAUAACUAAACCACUGAACACAUCUAAACAUAAAAAAAAUAAAAUUAGUUCUAAUAACCUAAAAUCACAUGUCAACGAAUUUGUUAGAAAUUAGAUGUUAGUUUUACGCACAUUAUUUUUUUAGUUGUAGUGGGAACAAAAUUAAAAUAGUGUUUUUGUUCAUACAUAUUAAUUAUUUACUGUUUGAGCAAAAUACAAACAAUCAACAACUGAAAUACAAACACGCACCACUAUCGCAAAUUAAAAUUCUUCACAAUGGCCACAAAAACUUUAUUAAGACAAUUGAAUAGAAUGACUUGCCUUAAGGCAGUCGGAACGGGAACAAGUUCUAUUCCUUUAAAAUGGUCUAGCCAAAACACAUCCUUCCUAAGAACCGCUAACAAAUCCUUAAAUAGUGUAAAUUUUACCAAACAAUACUCAACAAUGGGUGAAAACAAUAUUCCCAUUGUUACUUAUGAAGAAAUUAAAAAAUUAACAAAUCAAUCUGCAGAACUUUUAAUUGAUGUUAGAGAACCUAAAGAAUUACAAGAAACUGGUAAAAUACCCACCAGCAUUAAUAUUCCUCUGGGACAGGUGGGUCAAGAAUUGGCAGAUAGUGUAGAUAAAGCUGCUUUUAAAGCAAAAUAUGGUCGUGAUAAGCCGGAAAAAAGUUCGGAAAUUAUUUUCCAUUGCAGAUCGGGUAAGAGAUCACAGAGUGCUGCUGAAUUAGCUAGAACUCUUGGCUAUAAAAAUACCAAAAACUAUUUGGGUUCUUGGUUGGAAUAUGCUGAUAAGGAAGGUUUACCCAAGUAAAAGUAUUUAAUUGUAAAUUUUAAUUUUGAUACUAUAAUUGCCGUGACUUGAUAUUAAUAAAUUUUGAUAUUAACAAAA
Molecule: messenger RNA, 954 nt
Organism: Lucilia cuprina (Australian sheep blowfly)
Lineage: Eukaryota; Metazoa; Arthropoda; Insecta; Diptera; Calliphoridae
Product: rhodanese domain-containing protein CG4456-like
Exons: 2
Coding region: 340-876 (178 amino acids)
Cellular component (GO): mitochondrion
Molecular function (GO): thiosulfate-cyanide sulfurtransferase activity
Source: RefSeq, a predicted model, not a curated record